Molecule: messenger RNA, 2398 nt
Organism: Heterocephalus glaber (naked mole-rat)
Lineage: Eukaryota; Metazoa; Chordata; Mammalia; Rodentia; Bathyergidae
Gene: Klrg1
Product: killer cell lectin like receptor G1
Source: RefSeq, a predicted model, not a curated record
GAAAUAUUAAAGUCUCCUAUCAUUAUAGUAUUGCUGUCAAUUUCUCUCUUGCUAUGUCCAUAUUUAUUCAGUUUAAUUAAUUAAUUUGUUUUGCAGUACUGGAGUUUGAGUACUCAACCAUUCGACCACUAAGAUAUAUCCCCAGCCCUUUAAUAUUUGUUUUAUGUAGUCAUAUGCUGUUAUGUUGGGUGCAAAUGUAUUUAUAAUUGUUAGGGUUUUUUUUUUUACCCUUUUGUCAUUAUACAUGACUUAUUUUUAGAGAUAGUUUUUGACUUAAAGUACAUUCUGUGUGCUGUAAGUAUAGUCCCUCAUGCUCUCUUGGUUACCCUUUUGCAUGGAAUAUCUCUUCACACCCCUUCACUUUCAGCCUAUGUAUGUCCUUAAAUCUAAAGUGAAUUUUCCCCCCAGUUACCAUGGUAUUUAUUUGAACUAAGAGGAAAAAGUCUUAAUGUCUUCAUGCAGUACAUACUUGGUUCAUUCAAUAACAAUUGUGACAAAUAGCAAAAAGAAUUAAGGGAAAUUAAUGAAAUUUUAGACAGUGUUAAGAAUAAACAUUAGAGUACAGUUGGAAGAAUGUUUUGGGGAGGGACAAACGUAUGUCAUUUUUACAAAAUAUAACUGAGCAAUGGUCCAUCUCUCCCGUGAUUAUAGGUACAUGCAGCCAGUGGUUUAUUUCUCUAUCAUUUAUCACUACUCAAAAGGUCCACAAAAUGGUGAAAUCAGUCCCAUUUUCUGCACCUCUAUUUUCUCAGAAGGAAAAAAAAUGGAGAUACAUGCGAGGGACCUCUCAUUUUUAUUCUAAUGUCCCUUGCUGGAUUUGAGAACCAUUGCUUCCCCUUGCUCAAUAGGAUGAGGUAAGACUGACAGUCCAUUUAAGAUAGACUUCAUGAGCAUUUAGAAAGUGUAGGUAAGCAAACCAAUUUUUAAAACAAUUCUGAAUAUCAGUUUCUAUAGGCAGCCCCAGGAUUUGAAUCAUUUCCUGAAAAAUUACUUCUGCUUUUGUCAAGUUUCCUGCUACCACUCUAGAGACUGGGCUGUCUCCUCACUGCCACAUGCCUCACACUUCUAUAACCCAGCUCUCACCACUGAAGGCCAAAGAUACCAGAUGGAGCCAAGUAGCAGUGCCAUUUAUUCCACUUUGGAGCUCCCCACUGCGGUCCAGGUGCAGGAUGACUACAGACCACAGCGAAGAGCAUCUUCUUCUAAGUCUUCUCUUUUCUGCCUUGUGGUGAUAGUGCUGGGGCUUUUGAACAUACUUCUUACAAGUUUGCUGCUGUACCUGUGGAUUCCGGGCCAAGGCCCCAGUGACUCGAAUCGUGCCAGCUGUCCUAGCUGCCCGGACUUCUGGAUGAGAUUUGCUAACCAUUGUUACUAUUUCUCAGUGGAGAAAAAGGACUGGAAUUCCAGUUUGCAAUUUUGCAUAGCCAGAGACGCACAGCUCCUUAUAAUUCUGGACAAUCAGGAAAUGAGCCUACUCCAAAAUUUAAUUGAUCAGGACUUUCACUGGAUUGGUUUGAGAAAAAAUUCUAGUUGGAGGUGGGAAGAUGGAUCGGCUCUAAACUUUUCAAGGGUUUAUUCUAACAGCUUGGUACAGAGGUGUGGUGCUGUCAACAAAGAUGGUCUCCAAGCCUCCAGCUGCGAAGUUCCUUUACGGUGGGUCUGUAAGAAGGUCAGACUUUGACGGAUGGCCACUCUGUCCUGCGCCUCAGACCUUCAUCUUUAAAAAGACCUUUAAAAUAUCUUUGCAGAGAAGGAACUGGCCUCUGUGAUGCUGGGCCAGCCAUGGAUACAUAUUUAGUGAAUGCCAAACCUACCAAGAUAGGGCACUGUAUGGAAGAUGUGCCCUAGGGACUGAUGCUUUGCUGAUGGGUUGUCUUUGAGAUUAGUUAGGCAUUAGGCUAACAGUUUACAGUGCAGGUUUAGUAAAUUUAUGAAGUACAUAAAAGACUGUUUUUAGGAGUUCACUCUAGCAACUCAGGCUGCCUGCCUUAUUGCUACCUCUAUCUUCCUUGUCAAACAUAUACUUUUCUUUUCUCAGCAGAUGAAUGAAUAAGGAAAAUGUGGUCUAGCUACACAGUGGGAAAGUACUCAGCUAUAAAAAUGAAUGAUAUCUUGUCAUUUGUAGGAACAUAGAUGAACUGGAGGACAUUAUGUUAAGAGAAAUGAUCCAGACCCAGAAAGACAAAUCCUUUGUGUUCUUACUCAUGUAUGAAAGCUAAAAAGUUGACCUCAUAUAUGUGGAGAAUAGAACAGUGGUUACCAGGGGCUAGGAAAGGAAGAGGGUAAUAAGAGGUUGGUUAACAGCUUUGAGGAGUAAUUUCUAAUAUCUUUAGCACAGUAGGGUGACUGUAGUUAACAAUAAUUUAUUGAUAAGUGGGAGGGGUAGGGGAAAGGACAA